Racocetra fulgida is the source of this 331-nucleotide messenger RNA. The record is from the annotation of a GenBank genome assembly. Lineage: Eukaryota; Fungi; Glomeromycota; Glomeromycetes; Diversisporales; Gigasporaceae.
GAUCGCACACGUAUUACAGUUAUGCUGGCUGCAAAUGCGACAGAAACUGAAAAGUUAAAACCAAUAGUAAUCGGAUCAUCUAUUGAACCCCAUGCUUUAGUCCGCUUAAAUUACGAUGCAUUACCUGUAACAUAUCGUUCAAAUUUAAAGGCUUGGAUGCGAACCGAUAUCUUCUGUGAAUGGAUCACAACUCUUGAUAAUAAGUUUCGCUUAGAAAACCGGCAUAUUUUGUUGUUAGUUGAUGGCGCGACAAGUCAUUAUAAUCCUAAUGACAAUAACAGUCAAGAUAUGUUAGAACUAGAUGAAGAAUUGAAUGGUGAAGAGGAAUCAA